ACUAAAAAAAAGGAGAAAAUGGUGGCUUGCCUUAAAAAAAGAGUAGGGUUAUUAUCCUCCGAACGAGAAAUGGCUUCCUUCUACAGGUCAGCUCUAAUGGCAAGAGCCCUCACCCUAACCUCCCUUAACUCCCUAAACCCCGCAGCCAUGGCGUCCCCGUUUGCUUCCGCCACCAGAACAGUUCCUUGCGCUACAAGUUCCUCGGUGACAAGGACUCCAUGCUCCGGUCAUUUCAAGCUUUCAACCAAAUUGGCCUGCAUAUUGGUUCCUCCAUCCUUUGUUCUUUUCCCUUUCCCAUUGCUUUCUGGCAAUUGCAUUGUGGUUUUCUCGACCGAGGCUGAGCGUGAACGUUGCCCCGGUUCGACCAAGUUGUACUGCACUACUCUCCUCCUUCCUUGUGUGCCCAUGGCAUAUAAAUUGCUAUUCGUUAAACGGUUUCCGUGAUCAAUUUUUUUUCUCCUUGUGUGCACGAUGUAAUGCUUGGCCUGAAGAAUUAAUGGACUAUCAACCUAGAACAAUAGCAAUGUUGCAUUCUCUUGUAUGGUUUCUCCUUGCUAGCAGGCUGUCCCUGUUACCCUGUUAGGUUCAUGUGAUGAUGCAUGAGCUUAUUUGGGAUGAAUACCUUCGGAAAAUGUAGUGGCAUGUUAUCGAUGGACGGGUUUUUUACAAAGUCGGUGAUCAGUC
Molecule: messenger RNA, 684 nt
Organism: Malus domestica (apple)
Lineage: Eukaryota; Viridiplantae; Streptophyta; Magnoliopsida; Rosales; Rosaceae
Source: RefSeq, a predicted model, not a curated record